Molecule: messenger RNA, 969 nt
Organism: Trachymyrmex cornetzi
Lineage: Eukaryota; Metazoa; Arthropoda; Insecta; Hymenoptera; Formicidae
Exons: 1
Coding region: 1-969 (322 amino acids)
Biological process (GO): DNA integration
Molecular function (GO): nucleic acid binding
Source: RefSeq, a predicted model, not a curated record
AUGAGCGAUCUUCCGAGUACACGAGUGACUCCGUCACAUCCAUUUACACAUACUGGGCUGGACUUCGGUGGUCCGUUCAUCAUAAGGGAGCAUAAGCGUCGUAAUGCAAGGAAGCUCAAGGCGUAUAUAUGCAUUUUUGUAUGUUUUUCCACCAAGGCUAUGCACAUAGAGUUGGUGGCUGACUUAACAUCAGAGGCCUUCUUGGCUUCACUUAAACGGUUCAUGGCGCGAAGAGGCAAGGUUGCAUGCCUGUAUUCGGACAAUGGGACGAAUUUUGUAGGAGCAGCUCGAGAACUCAAUGAGUUGCAUAGGAUGUUCACUGAGGAACAAGUACAGCGCAAAUUAAAUGACUUCUUUUCAGAGACUCGAAUUCAGUGGCAAAACAUACCUCCCAAUGCUCCGCACUUUGGCGGACUGUGGGAGGCAGCUAUCAAAUCUGCCAAGUAUCAUAUGAAAAGAAUUAUUGGCAAUGCAUCUCUUAAUUACGACGAAAUGUCAACUGUAAUCACUGAAAUUGAGGCUAUUCUGAAUUCGCGUCCCAUAAGUCCAAUGUCAAAUGACCCGAAUGAUGUUCAAGCGUUAUCACCGGGCCACUUUCUUAUUGGUCAACCGUUAAAUAGUUAUAGUCAUCCAAAUUUAGAAGACAUUCAGAUAAAUCGUUUAAGUCGAUGGCAAUUGGUAGAAAGGCUGCGUCAACAUUUUUGGCAAAGGUGGCAGAUUGAAUACCUCAAUAGCUUGCAAGGUAGAAGCAAAUGGAUGAACGACAAGGGCCAAUCUCUUGAGACAGGACAGUUGGUUAUAAUUCAACAAUCAGGGUUAGCACCAAUGCAGUGGUUAAUGGGACGUGUGUUGAGUGUAAAUAGAAGUUCAGAUAACAAAGGACGAUCAGCUCAAAUUAAAACCAGUAAUGGUGUUGUCACUCGUCCAUUAGCGCGCUUGGCUAUACUACCAGUAGACACUAAGGCAUAA